Messenger RNA from Racocetra fulgida, 271 nucleotides. Lineage: Eukaryota; Fungi; Glomeromycota; Glomeromycetes; Diversisporales; Gigasporaceae. The record is from the annotation of a GenBank genome assembly.
AAUUAUGCUUUAACAAUAACAAUGAUUUGAAUUUGUUUGAUAAAAUUUUAGAUGAUAAUGAUCACCUAAUUACUACUAAUGAAGAUGAUAGUUUGGCUGAUUUUGAAGAAAUAAAUGAUUCAGAUGAUAAGAAUGAAGGCUUAUAUAUUUUAUUCAAAGGACAAUCAUUUAUGGAUUGGAAGGAAGUCAAAAGAAAUGAACAAGACCAAGAAAAUGAGCAAAGCCAGAAGUAUAAGCAAAGUCAGAAGUAUAAGCAAGGCCAGGGAUAUGG